GGGUCGCCCGGCUGUGGACUCACGUGUUCACGUAGGGAGAGUCGCCGAGUCUCAGACCCGGGUUUGUGCAGUGGGUGUGUGGCGGCUCAACACUCUAGUUGCAGGCCGAUUAGUCUCAGUUGUGGGGAAAAAAAACACAAAUCAACGAUGCUCCGUUUACCGUCUGCUCUGCGCCAAGCGAGGUCCGCGUCUCGGCUCCUGGCACCUGGUCUCAGCCGAACCUACGCUAAGGACGUGAAGUUCGGGUCUGAAGCCCGGGCUAUGAUGCUGAAGGGUGUCGAUCUUCUGGCUGACGCCGUAGCUGUUACUAUGGGACCAAAGGGUCGAACCGUCAUUCUUGAACAGAGUUGGGGAAGUCCUAAAGUAACAAAAGAUGGAGUGACAGUGGCCAAAGCAAUUGAUCUAAAAGACAAAUACCAAAAUAUUGGUGCAAAGCUUGUCCAAGAUGUUGCCAACAACACAAAUGAAGAAGCAGGUGACGGAACGACCACUGCAACUGUUCUUGCAAGAGCUAUCGCUAAAGAAGGAUUUGAAAAGAUCAGUAAAGGAGCCAAUCCUGUUGAAAUUAGACGAGGUGUGAUGCUUGCUGUAGAUACAGUAAUUAAUGAGCUGAAAAAAAUGUCCAAGCCAGUUACAACUCCAGAAGAAAUUGCUCAGGUGGCAACUAUUUCAGCCAAUGGAGAUAAGGAUAUUGGUGAUCUUAUCUCUGAUGCAAUGAAAAAGGUUGGACGUAAGGGUGUCAUAACUGUCAAGGACGGUAAAACACUUCAUGAUGAGCUUGAAUUAAUUGAAGGAAUGAAAUUUGAUCGAGGCUACAUCUCGCCUUACUUCAUCAACACAGCUAAAGGACAGAAAUGUGAAUUCCAAGAUGCAUACAUUCUACUCAGCGAAAAGAAAAUCUCGAAUGUGCAGUCAAUUGUGCCAGCCUUGGAAAUUGCAAAUACACAUCGUAAACCUCUGGUUAUUGUUGCUGAAGAUAUUGAUGGAGAAGCACUUAGCACAUUAGUGUUAAAUAGGUUGAAGGUUGGCUUGCAGGUUGUUGCUGUUAAAGCUCCUGGAUUUGGUGAUAACAGGAAGAACCAACUAAAGGACAUGGCCAUUGCCACUGGUGGUACAGUAUUUGGAGAUGAGGCGAUCGGCCUCAACGUGGAAGACAUCCAGGCUCAUGACUUCGGUAAAGUUGGUGAGGUGGUGGUCACCAAAGAUGAUACCAUGCUGUUGAAAGGAAAGGGUGACAAGGCUGAAAUUGAAAAGCGCAUUGAGGAAAUAACAGAAACAUUAGAUGUUACCACAAGCGAAUACGAGAAAGAAAAGCUAAAUGAAAGGCUGGCUAAGCUAUCAGAUGGUGUGGCAGUGUUGAAGAUUGGUGGCACCAGUGAUGUUGAGGUGAAUGAGAAGAAAGACAGAGUAACUGAUGCACUUAAUGCUACUCGAGCUGCUGUGGAAGAGGGUAUUGUUCCUGGUGGUGGAUGUGCUCUACUGCGGUGUAUCCCAGCACUGGAAGCUCUCAAACCAAUUAAUGAGGAUCAAAAAGUUGGAAUUGAAAUUGUUAGUAAGGCUCUGAAAAUACCUGCCAUUACAAUUGUCAAGAAUGCUGGAGCUGAAGGAAGCCUAAUUGUAGAAAAAAUCUUGCAGAGUCCACCAGACAUUGGCUACGAUGCAAUGGCUGGAGAAUUUGUUAAACUGGUGGAAAAAGGAAUUAUUGAUCCCACAAAGGUUGUAAGGACUGCCUUGAUGGAUGCAGCUGGAGUUGCUUCCCUCCUAGCAACAGCAGAAGGUGUAGUGACAGAACUUCCAAAAGAUGACAAAGCACAAGGAAUGGGGGGUAUGGGUGGCAUGCCUGGAGCAGGUAUGGGAGGUGAUAUGUUUUAAUGUCCUUGCUGCAGGAUUUUCAAUGACCUAAGGUGACUGACUGUAGUAUGGGUUUCGGUUGAAAUACUGCUGCACUAAAAGACGAGACACGGGGCUAUGAACCAAGUGUUGCAGAAACUGGGUCUGUCAUUGAAAUACUUGUAAUUAAGUUAGGAGCUCAGUUAGGCUGUGCUGGAUCUCAUAACUUGUUUACUGCCCACAUUGUCAGUGCUAAGAAUUGUAAUUUAUUUUGUAUUCUGAAUAAAAUCAACAUUUGUACAUUCCUGGAAGUACUGAAUGUGAAGACAUUACUAUUGAUUUUAUUGUAACAGUAUUGUGCUGACAAUUGUUUAAAGGCACAGGUAAUAAAUGAUCAAGGGAGGUUUUCUGUGAAAAACAAGACUGAUCUGUAUGCCAUCCAGUACAGUACAAGAUCAUGUAACAUUGCCUUAAAUAAAAGCAGAUAAGUUUUA
Hypanus sabinus (Atlantic stingray) is the source of this 2324-nucleotide messenger RNA. RefSeq names its product heat shock 60 protein 1 (gene hspd1). The record is from RefSeq and is a predicted model, not a curated record. The transcript is spliced from 12 exons. Gene Ontology annotation, cellular component: mitochondrial inner membrane; mitochondrial matrix. The coding region runs from base 148 to 1872 and encodes 574 amino acids. Gene Ontology annotation, biological process: positive regulation of T cell activation; positive regulation of interleukin-6 production; protein refolding. Gene Ontology annotation, molecular function: protein-folding chaperone binding; ATP binding; ATP-dependent protein folding chaperone. NCBI's taxonomy places the organism in Eukaryota, Metazoa, Chordata, Chondrichthyes, Myliobatiformes, Dasyatidae.